AUUUUCAUUUCAUUUUCGUAUAACUGCAUUGAAAGAUGUAGCGUGGCCCCCACUAACAGUUUACCAGGUCAAUGGUCAAAUCUUCACCCGCUUUAAUCCCUCCAUCACUCCGUCUUCUCUUUGCCCCUCCCACAGCUAUCAACUUCUCGUCGUUGCCGAAGCUUUGAUGGAUGCCUUUGAUCGGCUGCCGGACUCUCUCAUCCUCCUCAUCUUCACCUCCGUCUCCGACGUCAAGACUUUAAUUCAGUGCGGUUUGGUGUGCAAGAGAUUCUACUCGCUCGUCCCGCAGACCGAGUCGCUGCUACUGAGAAUCGACAGAGUCAUUUCUUCCGAGUCCGAUUCGGAGUCUCUCCUCCUCACCCUUUUUAAAUCUCUACUCUACUUCCUUUUGCCCAACCCCGGAACAUCCCGAUCCGCGCGCCGAACCCAUACUUCCCCCGCCCAAAUCCUCUCGCAUUUCCACUCCAUCCGACAACUGCGCAUCGAACUACCCUCCACCGAUCACGAAUUAGGCAAAGGCACGGUACUGAAAUGGAGAGCAGAGUUCGGCGAAACACUCAAAAAUUGCGUGAUCCUUGCGUUCCCUUUGACGACGCAAAAUUCCGUUGACACCGGAGGCGACGAUCCGGACUUUGAGGUCGGGUUGAAGAGGAGAGUGAUGUGGACCAUUAGCUCGUUGAUCGCAGCGUCCGUCAGGCAUUACCUGUUAAAAGAAGUGAUUAAUGAGCACGAAGAGAUGGAGAGGAUCAUCGUCGGAGAUAGGGAUGGGGAGGGCGUGGUGGUAAUGGAGAGGGAGGGGUUGACAGAGUGGAGGGAGCAUGGAGGGGACUUGAUGGGGUACGAGGAUAGGAGCAGGACAGUGGUUCCAUGCGUCAGGAUGAGGAUGAGGCACGACACAAGGUCGGAUGCGACGCUAGUGGUGGCUUGGGCGGCGAAGGACGGGUCUGACAUGGCACAAGAUGGUGAUUUGGCUUUGAAGGCGUUCGGUGGUGGGGAACAUGAGGAGGCUGUUACAGGGUUGCUUAAGAGCAAGAGUUAUCUUCUAGAAAUGAACUCCUUUUGAUAAGUGAUAAUCCAAUUUCGUACAAUUUGCAGGGUUUUGUAAGUGAGGAUGGUCAGCUUGCACUAAAUUGGCCAUUGAUUCUCCCAGAGAUUGGUAUCAACUAUUAAGUUGAUCUGUACAACACUUCUAUGUAUUAACGUAUGUAAAUUAGUUCACAGGUUUGUACAAUUUAAUAAUGAGCUUUUUUUCAA
Messenger RNA from Rubroshorea leprosula, 1254 nucleotides. The record is from the annotation of a GenBank genome assembly. Lineage: Eukaryota; Viridiplantae; Streptophyta; Magnoliopsida; Malvales; Dipterocarpaceae.